Messenger RNA from Colletotrichum phormii, 581 nucleotides. RefSeq lists its product as uncharacterized. The transcript has a single exon. Lineage: Eukaryota; Fungi; Ascomycota; Sordariomycetes; Glomerellales; Glomerellaceae. The coding region runs from base 103 to 354 and encodes 83 amino acids. The record is from RefSeq and is a predicted model, not a curated record.
AUCACUCACAUCAACAAUUGUCUCUUUCUCUACAACUUCACUCCCAAGAAACAACCUGCCUCUCUUUCAAUCUCGAUCACCACCACCACAGCAACAGCCAAAAUGCAAUUCCCUACCUUCGCCGUCCUCGCCAGCAUCAUGGUCGCUGGCGCCUCCGCCCAGGCCACCUACGAGACCGCAAACUACCUGUCCGUCUGCCAGCAGGGCAUCAACCUCUUCUGCUCCGGCAACACGGGCGUCUGCCAGAAGGGCAAGACGGAUACCUUUGACACCAGGGCUACCAAGGCCAACGAGGACUCCUGCAAAGGCCUCAAGCGUGGAGACAGCUGCACGCAGACUGUUGCUUGCGUCUAGACUACCUAGGCGGAAUUCAAUGUUCAGUCAUUUUUUGGAGCGUGAGGGAGGGAUAGAUGAUUUAAAGCAUGGUUGAUGGCGUUGUUGUUUUGUCGCAGCAUGUGUGCAGGGAGCUGCGAAUUGGGGCAACCAUUGCACCAAGAUCGCAGUCAAGAUAGGCCAACCUGAAUUGAACUUGGCAUCUUAUCACGAGGAUGACAUAGCCAAAAAAGACAUUUUUCUUCUCA